AUGAGUGCGGACGGGAAUAACAACAAAUCAGGAUCGAAAGAGCUUCCAAAACAAGAGACAAAGAGAUUGGAUUUGGCAAAAGUAGAUCCGAAAUGUGCUGAAUGGAUGGAUGAUUGUAUCAAAAGACUCAAUUCAUUGUAUAAUAAUACAGGAACUGACAUCUGUAAUAUCAUGUCUGGAUUUGAAAUCAUUGCAAUCAUUCGUCUCGUUGAGAAUAUCUUUAUGGAUGAAAGUAAUCUUUGUGAAGCUGAAGCACCGAUCAAAGUCGUCGGAGAUAUUCAUGCACAAUUCCAAGAUCUCAAUCGUCUGUUCGAUUUGAUUGGAAGAGUUCCAGAGGAGAAAAUGAUGUUUUUGGGGGAUUACGUGGAUCGUGGACCACAAGGAAUCGAAGUUCUCAUGCUCCUCUUCUGCCUGAAAAUCCGUUAUCGUGAUCGUAUUUUCAUACUUCGUGGAAACCAUGAAACAGCUUCAGUCAAUAAGAUUUAUGGAUUCUACGUGGAAUGUCAGAUGAAAUACGGUGUCGGAAUCUGGUGGGACUUCCAAUCCUGCUUCAAUCGUAUUCCAAUGGCUGGUUUGAUCUCGAAAAAAGUGUUGUGUAUGCAUGGAGGAUUGUCUCCUGAACUCGUCUCUCUUGAUACAAUCAGGAAUAUUCCACGUCCAUGUGAACCACUUGAUCGUGGAUUACUUAUCGAUUUGUUGUGGUCUGAUCCGACAAAUAAGGGAGAAGGAUGGUUCCAUUCUAUCAGAGGAAUCAGUUACAUGUUUGGAAAGGCAGUAGUCGAACAAGCGUGCAAAACUCUUGACAUUGAUCUCAUUAUUCGUGCCCAUCAAGUCGUUCAAGAUGGAUAUGAAAUGAUGACUGGACGUCGUUUGAUUACUGUAUUCUCUGUUCCCAACUACUGUUCUCAAUUCACAAAUGCAGCUGCUGUCGUUUGUCUCAACGCGAAUUUGGAGAUUUCAUUCCAACAAAUGUUGCCUCCUCCACUUCCACCAACUGCUAAGGCGAAGGCCGCUCCUUCCAUUGCCAAUGAUACGAAUGUUGAGAAUGCGAAGGCUGACAAAGAGUUCAUUAAACCAUUUGUCAAAGUCUGA
This is a messenger RNA of Caenorhabditis remanei, 1092 nucleotides long. RefSeq lists its product as uncharacterized. Gene Ontology annotation, molecular function: protein serine/threonine phosphatase activity. NCBI's taxonomy places the organism in Eukaryota, Metazoa, Nematoda, Chromadorea, Rhabditida, Rhabditidae. Bases 1 to 1092 code for a protein of 363 amino acids. Gene Ontology annotation, cellular component: nucleus; cytoplasm. The record is from RefSeq and is a predicted model, not a curated record. The transcript is spliced from 3 exons.